AGAAACACGGAAGUAAACCAGGUGGGAGGGGACGAAGGCCAUCACAGCCCCUACUGAGCCUGUCACGGUAAGAUGUUUGUGGAGAUUUUCUCUUCCAAUUCAUUGUGAAGCGGGUCUAAUUUUACCUCCAGAGUGUACGCUAAUUCGUUGGGUAAGGUUUAAAUCUGGCCAGUAGAUUAAGAGCUUAACUAACCCGGCAAAGGCUUCCUUAAGCCCGUACUUAGAAGGUCAUGUCUCAGCUGUAGGAGCUAGCUGACACUGACAGGAACACCACCGCACCACACGGCUAACCCUUUAGCAUCUCUUUCAUUCAGCUAACCCUGACUAAAGCAAACAUGCAAGAAUGGGCAAAUCAACUCUGCGUAAGUAACAGGUCGAGGUUUUAUCGUCGAACAGCCCGAACCUCCACUUCAGCCUGUUUUGGGUUAGCUUCUCUAACCUGAGCGAUAUAAAGUCGAGUCUGCUGUGCUAACGUUGGAGUGAUGAUAGCAGGGAGCUAACCAACAACUCUGUCUCAUUUUUGGUUCAGUUACGAGUACAACUCAAAGUCAGCCGGUGUGACUUAUUUACAGCGAUAGUCUGAUAAAUAUACAGACGCUCACUUUAAGUUUAUUAUCACUUUUUAAUGUUAGCCGUGUGAAAUGUCGUUUAGCUCCACCGAAGAUGGCUAGCUAACGUCUGCUAACGGUCGUCGUUAGUAUGAGCUAAGUUGAAGCUAAUAACCGGUCAGAUGUUAACGGCUGUUUUACCAACAGUGCAGUCAACAUUGAGACAAACAGGUUUAUUUUGGGACGAAACUUUCACUGUCCCACAUAUUUAAUGGUCGUUUUGAGGUUUCCUCAAUGUCCAAAGUGGCCUGUUGAAAAUGUAGUUUAUCCCUUUAAUAGUUUUAAUGUCGAGACUAAUAAAGGUGAUGUAUCUGUUUUUCAGAGGUCUGGAUUCUGCUCUAAUAACAUCAAUUAAAAUUGAGAGUAUUAGGAAGUCAGUCGAAAGAAAUGAAAAGUUUAUUACACAUUUUUCUGAGAAAAACAAAAAACAAAACAAAAGACUUCCACCUGUCUCUCUCUUCUAAAUUCCAGCAACAAACCAAUACAUGAACUCUUCAGUAGAUGUCGUUAGUGAUGUACAUUAAGGAUCAUUUAUGAUCCCAGUUUAGAGGCAGCACAGUCACAUUAAUAUCUGAGAUGUUAUUAUGAUCUAAUGCAAUCUAAUACAACAGCUCUACAAAAAGUUGAAUAGUCAGGAAGCUUCUACAUUUUCAUUUUUUUUGUGUGUUGAUAUGAUCAAACAGUUGAUUAUUAUACUUGAUAUUUUUAUAAUGUCCAUUUAAUCGACAGACAUGAGGGGAGCAAAUUAUUAGAAAGACCCUACAAUACUUCAAACCAUUCAAGAACAAUGAGAAGGUUGUCUGAUCAUGUCAACUAAAGUUAAAAAUAAAGACGCUUCUUUAAAGUAGAAUUUGUGGUAGAGCUGUUGUAUUAGACUGCCCAGGUGUUCAUAGUGUUAUGGCUGCUUUAAGAAUUAUACAUAUUGUAACUCCAAAGUGAUCUAAUGUAUAAUCCAGGUUACUGUAGAAAAGCCAAAGGUAACAUAUGGAAAUGUACUAAUAACAUGAAUGAGCCAGUUGUUUUGUGAAAUUACAGUAUAAACCUUUUAAACAGUACAGACAGAAUGUUAAAUAAAUAAAUGUAAGUCUUAUGUUCCCUGAAACAGGAGUAUGUUUAACUGUUAACUCAAACUGCAUUAUUUCACUGUUAUACUACAGAACAUUGUUGUGUGGAAGAAGACCUUUCUUCAAAACACCUGAUUAAAAAUAUUCACUCUGUUGUAGAGAUGUUGUUGGCUGUGUACAUACUGACCAAGAAGAAAAUGCCUAAAGAGGAGAUACAAGUGUUGUUUUCUCAGCAAAAUCCAUUGUUUCCUCUCUGAUAGUUCACUGCCGUUUGUACAAGGAAAGACAGGAAUUCCUUUUAUUUCCCUGUGCCUGCACUUCAAGUAUUUCCUGUGGCCCUCACGAUGUUCCAAGUUUCCAGUCUGAAAAAAGAUUCAUCUGUCUCUGUCUCUGCUUUUGCAGGAAAAUCGACAAUUUGGAUCCAAGAUGACGGACUCCAAGUACUUCACCACCACCAAGAAAGGUCUGUUUGUGAUUGUUGAUAUCAAAGUUUUCAGGAAGCGCUUUGUGGGUUUUUUGGUACAUUUGGCUUGAUGGUACUGAUCUAUGCAAAAGAAGAUCUCAGAAGGGGAAUCUUUUUGACUAAAAUAACGAUGAAAUACAUGAACUAAGUGAGCUGUCGUACCUCUGCUUUGUAUUGAUUGUGUUGCAAGCAGCUGAAAAGCUAUGGUUUUUCUAAAUCAGAUUAGACAAAUUGAACAAAAGUAUUAGCUCUGGGACUCUCCUACUUUUCCUCCUUUUGUAUGACAGUGGCUUUUGUCGCACAAUCCAAAGCUGUUCAUCUUGCCAUACACGGAUCCCCAGGAAACAUAAACUGAUGCAUUUCAGUCAGGGUCUUAAGGAGUCAUGUCUUAUAGGAUUGCUUUCGACUCAAAAGAGAACAUUUUUUGUACAUCUACCCAAUGUUUUUAUCCUCCUGUCUGUUGCGAACAUCCCAAAGGUUUGAAGUGAUUAGUGGUUUGCCUGGAAAACUCUUAAGUCGGCAGACUUAAAGUUAAGCCCAAAAUUGUCAGUGCACUGACAGUUUAUAUUCACUCAGAUAGACGUUUUAAUGAUUCUGCUCUGAACAGGAAACUAAAUAAGAUUGAGUCUCUUUCAUUUUAUUUUAAAUCACAGAGAAAAAACCUUGGGAACAAGGUUUCACAUGUAUUCACAACACUUAAUCCAUUUCAAUGGAAAAUAUUGUGUUAUGUCAAUAUUUCAGAUUUCUCUGCACUACUUACAGAUGAAUACUUAAAUCACAAUAAUCAAGAACAAAGUAUUGAACUGUGAUGUUAAUUUUUUGUUGAAAAGGACAUAUUUUUGUCCCCUGGCAUUGGACUUAGCGAUGCUUACUACACAACCGAGUAUUUGCCUGAUUGACUUCAGUGGAUAGUCAGCUGUUUGUCCAACAGAAGAUACUUCUGUAAUGCUCCAGGCAAUAGGUAGUGUCUUUACAACCUCAUGUGAUAUGUUUACUUACUUUGUAUUCAAAAACUGUCAACAAAUAUACCAGAGUUUUUGCUUUAGAUGCAUGAGUUUGACAUGAAGUGGGGGGGAAAGUUGAUAAAAGCAGCGCUGCCAGUCAUAUCAAGGAUGUGAGGAGUUUGAAACUGCUGGCUGUUGUCUUUGUUUGUCUUGAUGAGGGUGUUUGCCAAACAAAGGAGCGCUGUAAAUUGUAUGUUUGUGUAUCCACUUGACUGUUUAUAUGCAGGGAUUCUUAUAAUAAUGGCCAUUCUGCUCCAUGGUACUUUCAUCCUGUCUAUCACAAGUGGAUUACCUGAUACACAGUUCCCUUUUGUUUCUUUUAUGUGUUCAGGGGAGAUCUUUGAGCUCAAGGCAGAGCUCAACAGUGAUAAGAAAGAGAAGAAGAAGGAGGCAGUAAAGAAGGUCAUCGCAUCUAUGACAGUGGGCAAGGAUGUCAGGUGAGCAUGGGGAAAAUGUCAGAAGCAUACAGACAUUAGUGAUGCACUGUUACACUCCUCUGCUCCUAUGAAACAAUAGUGAUGUAGCACCUUGUCCCUUUUACAGCGCACUGUUCCCAGAUGUUGUCAACUGCAUGCAGACGGACAACCUGGAGUUGAAAAAGCUGGUCUACCUCUACCUGAUGAACUACGCCAAGAGUCAGCCAGACAUGGCUAUCAUGGCCGUCAACACCUUUGUAAAGGUAAGGCUCAAUCUGUCAUGAAUCUAUCAUAAACUGAAAUAGUCUCUGAUUAGAGUUCAGAAAUCAGUGCAUUUAGAACUUGUAACAGUUGUAAUUUUUUGCAUAAUGCUCCUAAACAAGCUGUUGGAUUUAUUUGCAGUAGAAAUAAAUCAUAAGUUUUGACAACAUUUAUGGCCUCUUUUUACCACACAUCUAGGACUGUGAAGACCCUAAUCCUCUAAUCCGGGCCCUUGCUGUGCGCACAAUGGGUUGUAUCCGUGUGGAUAAGAUCACUGAGUACCUCUGUGAGCCACUGAGGAAAUGUCUGAAGGAUGAAGACCCGUAUGUGAGGAAGACCGCCGCUGUGUGUGUAGCUAAACUCCAUGAUAUCAAUGCACAGCUGGUUGAGGACCAAGGCUUCCUGGACACCCUCAAAGACCUCAUCUCUGACUCCAACCCCAUGGUACGAUUUGACAUACAGGAAUUUAGAUGGUUUGCCAGAAUCUUCUCAGCACAGUCCCCUCAAGACAUUUCUUUUUUAACCGGUGUCUUAUACUCUCUCAUUGGUAAAUGUUUCUGCUGUUGUCAUCCUCAGGUUGUUGCUAAUGCCGUGGCAGCGCUGUCCGAGAUAGCAGAGUCUCACCCAAACAGUAAUCUCCUGGACUUAAACCCCCAGACCAUCAACAAGCUGCUGACUGCUUUGAAUGAGUGCACAGAGUGGGGACAGAUUUUUAUCCUCGACUGUCUAGCUAAUUACACACCUCGUGAUGACCGCGAGUCACAAAGGUGAGAACAGGAAUUGCAUUCAUUAACUUUGAAUGUCAGCAAGGAGGUAACGCCUGUAAAACCUGUCUAAUAUUCUGUCCCUUCCCUCUAUUUAUCAUCAUCACCUGUUAGCAUCUGUGAGCGUGUGACCCCACGCCUCUCACACGCCAACUCUGCAGUGGUGCUGUCAGCGGUUAAAGUUUUAAUGAAGUUCAUGGAGAUGCUGCCCAAAGACUUGGACUACUAUGGCACCCUGCUCAAGAAGCUCGCCCCUCCUCUGGUUACUCUUCUCUCUGCUGAGCCUGAGCUUCAAUACGUCGCCCUCAGAAACAUCAACCUCAUCGUACAGAGACGGUAAAUGCCAGAAAAUGACUUUGUAAGGUCUUAAAUUUACAUUAUUCUUCAUGCUUUGGUUGUAGUAGAAUUCACUAAAAUUGGAGAUAUUGUGUCAUGUUGUAUGCGUGUCCUUGAUGACCAGAAAUAUUGAUGUCUCAUUUCAGUCCAGAGAUUCUGAAACAUGAGAUGAAGGUUUUCUUUGUGAAGUACAAUGACCCAAUCUAUGUCAAACUGGAGAAGCUGGAUAUCAUGAUUCGUUUAGCUUCUCAAGCCAACAUUGCCCAGGUAACGCACCCACAGCUUGUGGCAGCUUGUCUAAAAUACAUCCAGGUAAUAUGAAAAAGAUCAUGUGAGUGACUGCUGCUCCUCUGUUGUGCUGUAGGUCCUUGCAGAGCUAAAGGAGUACGCCACUGAAGUGGAUGUGGACUUUGUUCGCAAAGCGGUCAGAGCUAUUGGCCGCUGUGCCAUCAAAGUGGAGGUGGGUGAAGAUGAUGUCAUCGUAGCAGCAGGCACUGCUCUGAUUUGUUUUUCAAAUCCUUUUUCUGCACAUGUUGUUCAGUGAGAAAGAAAACCUUUGAACAGUUUAUAAAAAGACUCCAAGUCAGAAACAGCACUCCUGUUCAUGUACAAAAUAAAUAAUAAUACAGUUUAUAAGAAUAAACUUUUAGACAUCUAGAUAAAGGGUAUAAGAUGAUGUCUUAACAUAAAAGUUUUUAUUGAAAAUAUUCAAAAAAAACCAUUGUUAAACAUAAUGUCCUUGUCAAGUAAUUAAAAAAAAGAAACCUAAGCAGAUUGUUAGAGUUUCAGAUUUUCAUUUAGAAUCAAUUUUAAUUUAAACUGAUUUUAAAUCCUAAACAUGUUUUCACUGUCUGAACCACAGUUUGAGAAAUCUCUUUUUUAGGUCAUAUAUUUUAAUGAAUAUAUAAAAUGUACAUAUUUAAUGUGGAUGCCAUUAAUUUUUCAUCCUGCAGACUCCUCAUAACAGAUUUAUCUUCUUCUCUGUCCGUCAGCAAUCAGCAGAGCGGUGUGUCAGCACGCUCUUAGACCUCAUCCAGACCAAGGUCAACUAUGUGGUACAGGAGGCCAUUGUGGUCAUCAAGGACAUCUUCCGCAAGUACCCUAACAAGUAGGUCCCUUUACAGACAUCAGUGCUGUGCAUCAUGAUGGUCAGUUAUAUAGUAGGUCCAGUUCAAGAUGCUUCAUGUUCCAACCUAAUUUCUAAGCUUUUGUUUUCACCCAAACAUUCUGUAGUUACACAUGCCGACACACCACGAUUUGGGCUCUGCUGGCACUCUUUUAUUCCAGCUGGUUUUUGAAUGGUCAGAUUGUUAGCUUGGAAAAAAAACGGGAAGUGUUUUAUAUCGGUGCUUAUCCCAAAAAGUCUGCUGAAGAGCGCUCUCAGAAGAAUAAUGUCCUCUAUAAUUCUGAGUGUUUUAGUGGACAGCUUAACACCCUCUUCUGAUCGCACCUGGUCAGAGGUCAGGCAGAAUUGGUUGUGACGUGACUUCUGCUGUAGAUCCACCACCAGACAGUUUCAUGUGUGAGACAAAAACCUCACCCACACAUUACAGUGGAGUCGUGAGUCUCAAAGGCAGCAGAUUUGUAAAGCAUCCAGCACAGCUUGGCUCAAGCCUUUUUAGGUGGAUGAGUCAUUCCCCACUUGAACUUCUGCCUUCUCUAUUAAUUAGAAAUCAACUUAAACGCUCUGCUUUGGCUUAUUCGUUCUUAUAAAACUAUUAUGUAAAUGUGAUUGGUUAUUUUUAAGCAUUUUCACAAAACAGAAGUAACAGGAAUAUGUUAACCUUUGCAGAAGACUUUUUCUGCCUUUUUAUGAGUUAUUGUAAUUCAUGUUCCCUGACUGUUUCUCUUAAUAUAUUUUGUAGCGCCUGAGUGUAUGAGAUGCUGUUUUUGUGCGUCUGUGUUUUUAGGUACGAGAGUGUGAUCGCCACUCUCUGUGAAAAUCUGGACUCCCUGGAUGAGCCCGAGGCACGUGCUGCCAUGAUCUGGAUCGUGGGAGAGUACGCCGAACGCAUCGACAACGCAGAUGAGCUGCUGGAGAGCUUUUUGGAGGGUUUCCACGAUGAAAGCACUCAGGUGUGUUCAGGAGACUGUUACUAAAACCAUGAAGUCAGCUUUUAAUGAUAACAGCGUCAGCGUCGUUUGCAGUCAGUGCUCGCACCAAGCAGCACACCAUGAGAGUAAUGAACAAAACAUCGCUGAGUGAAAUAUUUUGUGUGACUGUGACUUACUGUGCUGAAGGUGAAGAUAGUAAAGAAGUGGGACGUAUUUUUUAAUCCAUCUGACAGACACAGGUUAAAGACAACCAGCCUUCACUCUAAGGGGAGUCUUCUGGCAGAGUUUGUUAUACUGACACAUUACACCUCAGUCAUAUAUUUGUUUCUGUUUUAUCACCUCAGAUAGGCCAUAAUAGCCGACAUCUCUCCUCGCUGCGACAAGAGAUUUUGUGGGAUGAAAGGAAUUUAUUGUGCAGUAAAUGCUUUCUUUUAAUCUGUGAGGUAGAGGCAGAUAUGAGAAGUAGUUAUAUUUGCUGUAAAACAGGAUGUUGCAUCCAUCGAAGUCCAUCAGGGGUAAAAGACAUAAUUAGGUUAUUCUCAUGCUUUUACUUGCAGUCAUACUCAGUGACUCUUGGAAGAUUGCCGGAAAGAUGCACUAUGCUGAUGUAUAAUGUUUUAAGACUAAUUUUAUUUCACCGCACCUUAAAUAUCUGUAUGUCAUGAACUGUAUGUGUUAACUGUGACAUUCAGGUGCAGCUGCAGCUGCUGACAGCAAUCGUCAAGUUGUUCCUGAAAAAGCCGACGGAGACCCAGGAACUGGUGCAGCAGGUGUUGAGCCUGGCUACUCAGGUGAGGAAAAUCAGUCAUUUUCUGCCUGUUAUCAUCUGUUUCUGUGGAUUUUUGACCUCAUUCUGUUGUGUUGUACUCUGACUCACUAUCAUUUGUGCUCCCAUUUUUACUUUUAUGUCUAUUACAAAGAGUUGUAUUGGAUUAAAUGACACUGAGGCGUCUUAAAAUAGCAUCACAUUUUUUUGUUUUGUGCUAAAAAUGUCACGAACAUUCUUGAGACUUUCUGUGUUGUAGCCAAAAUAACCUGCUCCCGCCACAUGAUGUUUAUUUAUUAGAACAUUUUCCAAGUUUUAAAGCAGUAUAUCUAUACAUCAGCCAAAUCCUAGACACACAGAGGCUGAGCUAUUUAAUAUCUCUGAAUCACUGCUCAUUCUCUCAUAAAGGCCAAGACAGAAAAGAGAAUCACAUUAAGUAUUUAUUAAAGAAGCUCUAUGAAUAAUAAUCAUCCUUCUUCUUAAUGGCUCUCUCUUUCUCUCUGCAGGACUCCGACAACCCAGACCUAAGGGACCGCGGCUACAUCUACUGGCGUCUACUCUCCACCGACCCUGUGGCUGCUAAGGAGGUGGUCCUGGCUGAGAAGCCCCUAAUCUCCGAGGAGACAGACCUGAUCGAGCCCACACUACUGGAGGAGCUCAUCUGCCACAUCGGCACUUUGGCCUCUGUCUACCACAAGCCCCCCAGUGCCUUUGUGGAGGGAAGCCGUGGCGUUCAGCACAAGAGACUCCCUGGCAGUGCCGGAUCGUGAGUCAUGAGCUGUUUUUUUUUUCUUUUUCCUGUAAACACUGUUUGCACAGGAGCUUGUUUACCUAAGUGGAUCCAUCAAGCCCCUGGACUCUGCCAUUAGUCUGCUGAGGAGCACACUCUCCUGCUCUGUCAAACUGUGCAGCUGAUUUACUUUGCUCCUUCCUGCCCAUAAUAUGUCAUACUAUGAGCUUCCCACUUUUAAGGAAGAUUAGAUUGAGGUUAUUUCAGCAAUUUGAAGACAAAUUAGGUGUACAGUGCAUUCGAAAUGGUCCUCAGAUGAAUUAGAUCAAAUACAUAACCACAAUUAUUUCUUUUAUUUCUUCUAGUGGGGAGAGUGUUGAUAGCCCAGAUCCUGCUUCCGCCGCUGGAGUGACUGAGGCACCCCCUGCUGUUAUUCCAUCCCAGGGAGACCUCUUGGGUGAUCUUCUCAAUCUGGACCUGACACCUCCCACCGCAACCGGACCACCACCAGCCCCCUCCUCUGGGAUGCAGUUGGGUGCUAUGGACCUUCUUGGGGGUGGACUGGACAGCCUGGUAGGUUUUCUACAUCAUCGUUUGACUGGAGCUGACAACUUCUGGAAACACCUAUACAACACUCUUUCACUUAUUUUUACAGGAUUUAAAAGUUCCUUUGUAGUUCGUCUUUUUUUUCUCUACCUUUGGUGCCUUUUCCUGCUUUUUUUUCCUUUGACCCCUGUGUGUUUUCCUCUCUCUGUUCAAUGCUGCACCUGCAGAUGGGGGAUGAGUCAGAGCCGGUAACUACCUGAGAGCAGAAAGCACGAUUUUUUUAUGAGCCACGUCAAACCAUUUCAUAGGAUUCAUUUUACCCUUGCUGUUUUUAUGCAUCAGUCCGACCUUUUUCCAUUACUUAUGGUUUUCACUCCUGUGGUAAAUUUAUCGUCAGCAUGCUGUGAAAUCAUUGAAUCAUCCAUUUUUCUCAUCUUUGGGCUGUGGAUAUGUUUCAUUUUUUCAAUCAGCCACCCGUUCCUCUGCGGACAGACACUCCACAGUCGCCUCAGCUCCAUCAGUCACCAUCACCCCCAGAUUACAGCCCCACUGAGGUCGGUCCAUGAGACCAGGCUGGGUUAGAAAAGACCAGCCAUCAGUCUAGACUCCCUGGUGACCCCUGUUGUCCUCAGAGUAGUCCUACAUUUGGCAUUUGUGAUUGUUUGCACUUCGUAGUUCAGUGUUUGUUGUCCAAUCCAUGUCAAUGAAACUUCAGUCCAUCAUAUCUGGGGCUCUUCUUUAAAUGCUCUUUAUUUCAACUCAGUCACUAUGUGGAGCCCCUAAACCUUUAUACCACUACUUUUUUGCACCGCCAGUUUUCGUCACUGGGCACUCAAGCUUUUCACCACCACAGGACAUACAAUUCUUGAGUGAUAUUUGACAUAAAACCUGUUGGAUUCAAACCGACCCACAAACAUACUGGUGUUUCCUUCCUGUUGUCGCUUGUUAACCUUUAAACCCUGUAGCUGUAAAUCACAGAGACAUUUUUCACCCUCACACCAUCCCUUCAUUACCCCUUUAAACAAACGUAACUCAAUUAAAGAACAUGAACUAACAGUGUUUUUCCCCUAACAGCUCGGUGGAGACAUUGGAGGAAGUGCCGCAGUAAGUCUGAGUUCCUGUUCAUCUUUGAUUGGUCAGUAGAAGUGACAUUAGAAGUCCUGGUGUAAUGAGUUGCUCUGUGACCCGCAGAUGGGGGCUGGUUUUGGUGCAGCUCCAGCUGCAAUGCCAGCCUCUUUCAAUGCCCCGGUCAGCGGUGGUCUGGAUGACCUGUUUGACCUUGGCGGUAGCGUUGGUAUGCCUAUGGGAGCCUACAGCCCCCCUAAAACAGUGAGUCCUGACAAGCUCCGCUGUAACAGACACUGCAGAGAAUGAUACUGAAGUACUUUUGUGGGUUUGUGAUGAAAUAACUGAUCUUGUCUUUGUCCAGGUUUGGCUUCCAGCUAUGAAGGCCAAGGGUCUGGAGAUAUCAGGCACAUUUGCGCGUCGUGCUGGGGUCAUCCAAAUGGAGAUGACCCUCACUAACAAAGCUAUGAGUGUUAUGACUGAUUUUGCGAUCCAGUUUAACAGAAACAGGUAAAGCCACCAGCUAAAGGAAGAGCAGUGAUCUCUGAAGAUUUACAGAUUGUUGUGACUUUUUUUAUUCAACCUUUUUUGUCCCUCCGUAGCUUUGGUCUUGCUCCAGCUGGUCCACUCCAGGUUCUUACUCCUCUCAGCCCAAACCAGAGCAUUGAAGUGAGCCUUCCUCUCAGCACAGUGGGACCAGUCAUGAAGAUGGAGCCUCUUACGAACCUGCAGGUAACACAUUCACUGGAAUAAUAUCUCAAGUUUUUCUUCCUUCUGAAGCUGAACUGAGUUUGUAAAACACAUGGGGCUCAGAGUUACAUAAACCGACUGUUUUCAUUAAUUCAACACUGGCCUUAUCAGGACACUGAAGCCUCGGGUUGACUGUCCUCACUUUGCUUCUUACUCAGCCCGGGGCCUCAGACAUUGUGACACACAGUAUCAGGGGUUAGAAUCUCAAAUUUAUCCAGAUUUCUGGGUUUUCUGUCCAAAUGAGGUACACACGUGGACAAAAUUGUUGGUACCCCUCAGUUAAAGAAGGAAAAACCCACAAUUCUCACUGAAAUCACUUGAAACCUACAAAAGUAACAAUAAAUAAAAAUUUAUUGAAAAUUAAAUAAUCAAAAUCAGCCAUUACAUUUGAAAUGUUGAUUAACAUAAUUAUUUAAAAAAAAAAAACUAAUGAAAUAGGGCUGGACAAAAAUGAUGGUACCUCUAUAAAAGAUUGAAAACUAUUUGACCAGAGUGACAUGAUUAACUCAGGUGUGUCCUUUAAUUGACAUCACAGGUGUUUCCAAACUCAUAAUCAGUCAGUCUGCCUAUUUAAAGGGAGACAAGUAGUUACUCUGCUGUUUGGUGAAAAGGUGUGUACCACACUGAACAUGGACAACAGAAAGCGAAGGAGAGAAUUGUCCCAGGACAUCCGAAAAAAAAUUAUAGACAAACAUCUUAAAGGUGCAGGCUAUAAGACCAUCUCUAAACAGCUUGAAGUUCCUGUGACAACAGUGGCUCAUAUUAUUCAGAAGUUCAAGACCCACGGGACAGUAGCCAACCUCCCUGGACGUGGCCGCAAGAGGAAAAUUGAUGACAGAUUGAAGAGACAGAUCGUUCGAAUUGUAUCCAAAGAGCCCAGGACAACCUCCAAAGAAAUUAAAGGUGAACUCCAAGGCCGAGGUACAUCAGUGUCAGAUCGCACCAUUCGUCGUUGUUUGAGCCAAAGUGGACUUCAUGGGAGACGACCAAGGAGGACACCACUGCUGAAAAAAAAUCAUAAAAAAGUGAGACUGGAAUUUGCAAAAAUGCAUGUUGACAAGCCACAAAGCUUCUGGGAGAAUGUCCUUUGGACAGAUGAGACCAAACUGGAGCUUUUUGGUAAGGCACAUCAACUCUAUGUUCAUAGACUCAAAAACCAAGCAUACGAAGAAAAGAACACUGUCCCUACGGUGAAACAUGGAGGAGGCUCAGCAAUGUUUUGGGGCUGCUUUGCUGCAUCUGGCACAGGGUGUCUUGAAUGUGUGCAAGGUAAAAUGAAAUCUGACGACUAUCAAGGCAUUCUGGAGAGAAAUGUGCUGCCUAGUGUCAGAAAGCUUGGUCUCAGUCGCAGGUCAUGGGUCUUCCAACAGGACAACGAUCCAAAACACACAGCCAAAAACACCCAAGAAUGGCUGAGAGAAAAGCGUUGGACUAUUCUAAAGUGGCCUUCCAUGAGCCCAGAUCUGAAUCCCAUUGAACAUCUGUGGAAGGAGCUGAAACAUGCCAUUUGGAGAAGACACCCAUCAAACCUGAGACAACUGGAGCAGUUUGCUCAUGAGGAGUGGGCCAAAAUACCUGUUGACAGCUGCAGAACGCUCAUUGACAAAUACAGAAAUCGUUGAAUUGCAGUGAUUGCCUCAAAAGGUUGUGCAACAAAAUAUUAAGUUAUGGGUACCAUCAUUUUUGUCCAGCCCUAUUUCAUUAGUUUGUUUUUUUUAAAUGAUUAUGUUAAUCAACAAUUCAAAAGUAAUGGCUGAUUUUGAUUAUUUAAUUUUCAAUAAAUUUUUAUUUAUUGUUACUUUUGUAGGUUUCAAGUGAUUUCAGUGAGAAUUGUGGGUUUUUCCUUCUUUAACUGAGGGGUACCAACAAUUUUGUCCACGUGUGUAACUCAUGUGAUCAUUGAUAAAUAAACAGAUAUUUUGAAACACAGGGAGCAAAGCUGGGACAUCUACAGACUCAAAUGUGGUGAUACUUUUCAUUUCUCCUAAUAUUGGGAUGAGCUUUGAGCUUUACAGUAACUUUUUUUUAGCACUUUAACACCAAAAUGCUUCAUGAUUGUAUGCUCAUAAAACAGUAUUGUGUAUCGUGAAAUAUUUAGUACCGUCCGGUGUCUGAAAGGAUCGGUUAUGCAUCCUCCCUGUCGUUCAGUUAUAGCGUUGAAUUCCCAUGUUGUUGAUAAAACAGAAUAUAAUCUUGAAACGGCCUUCAGAGGCGCUCUGAUAAGCAGCAAAUAGAAAGGGCUGCAAACACUGGGUCGGUUUUGAUCUUGGUGGUCUCUUUUUAACCGGGCAGAGUGGUGAACGGCUGCUGCAGCUGGAGGGAGAAGAUAAGAGAGUCAAGGGGGAUGAUAGAGGUGGGGGUGGUCAUUAGUGGUCACCCAGCACAUGGCUCCUUUGUUUUUCGCUGGCCUCUGUAGACCUGCUAACCUUUCUUCUCUGCUGCCUCCAGGCUUCGCUUUGAUGAAUACUUUCGUCUGUUUUGACAUUUUCUUAGAUGUUUUUAUGUUGAGAGGUUUUUCGUCUUGGCAGGAGAUUGUUUCCCCGAAUAUUACUGUGGGUGCUCUUUUGACUACUGAUAUGUAAAAAUAUGUUUGUACACCACCACCACCACCACACUCAAUGAAACCCUGUCAUCACGAAACCGCACAACUUCAGAGGAAGGUUUCUCUGCUAUUUUUGCUGCUGAAGGAUUAUUAAUAAGCACACAGAUACUAAAUUUAAAGACAUCAAAGUUCUCACUCACUGCAGCAGCAGCUUGCUCCACAUUUCUGGCAGUAAAUUUCUGCACAAAUAAUUUGAGACCGAUCCAUAAAUCAAUUACUUAUAAAGCUCCAUUUGACAGACGAUCUGCUCUAUUAGUUUAGUCACUGGGAGACAUGAGCAGCUGUCUUGUUAAAUGUGCGUCUUUAGCUUUAUGGUUGAAGCUUGACUAUCUUUUUCGUCCUGGAGUUGAAGGUUGAAUAGAAAGUGUGUUUAUUUCUUCUAAUGUUAAUGUAAAGUUCAUGCAGCAGUGCUAAUGACACUUUUAGAUUCAUCUUUCAUCUGUAACGCAAAUGGGAGUGAAAUUAAUGAAGCCGUUAAAGAUUUUUAACACAAUUUUCCACAACAUGACUUGAAGCAUCGUACAAGCAGUCCAAAACCCCCAAAUCUUUUCUGUGCUAAACCUGAUAAUCUCUGACUGCUUCUUUAGGGGAACUGAAUAUUCUGAUGAUAAUCUGCACGGAUGUUUCACUCUUCUUUGUUAUUUUCAAAGUGCUUCUUAAAGAGCUUAAAGGCAGAGAUAAGUUUAAAAACAAUAAAAAGAUUGAAUUGAGGACAUGAAAAAGCCUGGAUCAGUCCGUAAACUUUGAGUUCGUACCUGAACCAGGUCUGCUCUCUUUCACUUAUUUAAUGAUGAUCUAUAAGGACGAUAAUGUGAAUGAGGUUUAAUGUGUUAGAGUGAUUGUGGCUCUAUGCUGCUCAGAAGUUAAUGGAAGAGAUAAAAGCAUUUUUAACAAUCAUCCUAACAGGAGGCUGAUCUAUAAAAUAUUGUACUAAACGUGCAUUACCCAGUUAAAAUAUAGAAUAUAGAUAUAUAAACUCACUGUUAUUUAUUGGUGAGCAUUUCUUAUUUCACCAUCAUUUCCACCUCAGCUCGAGAGACUCUGUCUAAAGCCUCCUAAAAGUCGUCCUCACUCCUCCCAGCAGUUUUUCACCUUACGAGCUCUCUUAGGAGCUAAAAUGCUUUGUGAAUAACUUUUAUCUUUCCUAAGCUUAACUCUUUGGGGAAAAACGUCUUAAUAAACGUUGUUGUUCUAAGGAUUUUGUAACGUUUGUUUUGGGAAGCUUUGUGAGUACGACCCAGGGAUAGUUUUGUGUUUAACCUCCUCUUGUGAGAAAACCUCUUCCUCUUACAAACAAAUGAUGCUUGUGUACUUAGUGUGUGACACACCGUGUUACUGGCAGCCCCGCAUUGCAACCAGGAAUGAGACACCCUGAUAAAUAAUUCAGGAGUCCUUCUGCUCUCCUCUGGCCGAACUCUCCCCGUCUUUUACUCAGUGGCUCUUCUUUGAGCCUCUGGAUCGAUAUCACUAGCUGCCACUUGUUCCUUUAGGUGCUUCCAUCAUGCUCCUGUUGUUCUGCUGUGUCAGUGUCUUGGGUGCCACACGGGUUCACAAACUGUGAAGUCCUGUCUGGGGAGCAAAGGCUGAAAAGUGAUGUUGUUUUUGUGGUAGAGGCCUGUUCUUCUUGAGCAUUAAAUUUUUCAACACAGCCUGCGAUUCUCAACUCCUCUGUGUUUUCUGAUUUAUUUAUAUCUCUUUGCUAAGCCCAGUUUGAAGAAUAGAUCAUUUUUGAUAGGUUAAGUAUUUUCUGAUCAUCGUUGCAAAUUAAAUUCUCACUGAGAGACAGAGAAGAACACAGGCUUUAUGUAUGCUGGUGAGCUUUAAUGUAGCCUCCGUUUUGUUUGCAUGAGUGGAUCAGAUGCCUGAAGGACUGCAUCCCUCCUGUUCAGUAAACAGCACACAUAAACCAGCAUGCCUAUCCUUGAAAGGCACUUCAAAAAGUAAUUACCCAUAUAUUGCUUCUUGUUUCUCCUCUUGUCCUCUGCCUCUACCCCCCCCUCCCUGGGAUGUAAUCACUUUCACAGGUGGCUGUAAAGAACAACAUUGACGUAUUCUACUUCAGCUGCCAGUACCCCAUCAGCAUGCUGUUUGUAGAGGACGGGAAGAUGGGUGAGUGUCUCUUGGCUUCGCUCGUGAGAGCGUCAGAACCCUGCUGACGUCAAAAGCAAACACAUCAGUCAUUCAGCCGAGUUGAAUUAUGAACAUGUGAAAAGUGAGGCCAAGUGUGAGGCGCAGAUAUGUGAGAAACAUCCACCUGCCUGUACCCGUUCACCUCUCAAGCUGCACACUUUCUCCCAGAUUGUGCUCCAGUGCCAGUUCUGGUCUUUGUUCUCUUUUCUGUGUGCUGUGGUUUGAUUUAUUCUGUGAAAAAAACAUGAUGGCAUUUUCCCCCGUGGAGCCUCCUGAUGGGGGACUAGCAGCUGGGCGGCUGCCAGGGGCCGAGUCGCAGCAGGAGGCUCCACGCGUAAUGUGAAAUUAAACUUUUCACACACCGCAUGAAUAUUCUCCCUCAGUGUGUGUUUAGAUUUACGGUUACUACACCUCCUCUUGUUAUUCUCAUACAGUACAUUUCUCCCUGUGUCUUUGGACUCAUCCUGUGAUUGUGUCUCUUCAUCUGCAGAGCGGCAGGUGUUCCUCGCCACAUGGAAAGACAUUCCUAAUGACAAUGAGUCCCAGUUUCAGAUCAAAGACUGUCAUCUCAACUCAGGUGAGAAGAAAGUUGGGGAUCAGACGACAUGGUUCACCUCCAUCCUGCAGCUCCCAAAUCUGUGAAAACGUUUUAACAGAGAAGUGGCCGUUUUCAGAUACUCGCCAAUGAAGCAGAUAGGAUUUGAUGGGCACUUAGUGCUGUAGUCUCUAUUUAUGAGUGAUUAUUUAGUUUCACACGAGCCUGAGAGCAGCCAAGCUGGAGAAGAAUUCCUAUUGACAGCUUAAUGGAGAUCCCCCCCUCCCCACAGAUUACAUUUCUUCUUGGUGAACAAAGAGAGAGGGGUUCACAUCCUGCUGGGGCGCAGCAACGCCGAGUCUGAGCUGGAAAGAUAUUUACAAAUUAGCGACUAAAUCUUUGCUGCACUGACAGCGUAGAGUGAAAUGUCAGCAGAUGAUUGGAGGGAAAUAAUCCUGAAACUGAAAAUUAAAUACAGUCUCUGUCUUAAAAACAAUAGAAGUUCAUUAAACAGUUAAAAUGUUGACCUGGAUGUCAUCACUGUGAUCCCUCAACAGAUGCAGCCUCCAACAAACUGCAGGGCAGCAACGUCUUCACCAUCGCUAAACGGACAGUGGAGGGUCAGGACAUGCUCUACCAGUCCACGAAACUCACCAACGGCAUCUGGGUGCUGGCCGAGCUGCGGGUCCAGGCAGGAAACCCUAACUACACAGUGAGUACUCGGACGGUUGUAUCAGCGGGGUUUCAAGAUUCAAGAUUCAAGAUUGGUUUAUUUGUCAUACGCAAUAUGUACUAAGAAGAAGACAAUAAAAUAAGGAUACAAAGAUAUCAAAAGUAUAAAAGGAAUGCACAAGCGAUGCAGUAGGCGCUGCCAGAGUGUGAAUGUAUGGAAUGGGGGAUAAGUCAGGGGGAUAAACGAGGUAUGAAAGUAAAAAGGAAGAGUUUCACGUCAUUGUUAGACUGGUGGUCCUGUUACCUGCUCACUGAUAACAGAGAUCGACAGAGACAUAACCUGAAGUAUUUUAUUAAAGGAAGCUUAUUUAAAACACUUUUUUUCUAUUAAAAUUUAAGGCGUUCACUCUGUGAUGAUCCUCUGCACCACAAACUGCUUUAUGACUUACUAAUUGCGACUCAUGAGGCAGUCGUAAUUUGUCUAAAAAAAUGCAAUUUAAGUUUUUCCCCCUUAGGAGUUCAUGUUCAAAAAUGUGUAACAAACAGAAAAUGGCUAACCCACCGAAAGUCAUUCCUCAUUUUAAGAGGUUCAUAUCAAUAAUUGAAACCAAAUCAGGCUCUUAAUCAUAACCCAAAACACGUCGCUGAGACAGUUUCACUCUUCUACACCACAUUACCCAAUCAUCACAGAGCUAUUUUUAGAAGCUAUAAAUAAAAUGCUUGAGCGGUAUUGUCCAACCAUAAAUCAAAGAGUUUGUCCGUUUUACUGUCUGGACCAAAUCGUCCAGGUUGUCUGCAUCUUAAAAGCAGGACAUUCUCAUCAUACACAGUUUAAAGAAGUUCCUGCCUCCGUUUUGCGCCCGAGUUCAAAGUGAAAGCUGACACGCCGAAUUAAAUCAACGGGAUGCAGCGAACGUAACACUGUCAUGACUGAGCUUCAUGGAUAAAGACAAAUGAUGGAGCAGCUGCUGAUGUGAACAAGCAGAGACAGACCCAUGCGCUGUAAAGAGUGACAAGUGCGCUGAAGGGUGCGGACUGGUUGAUUGUGCAGUGAUUGAAGUGUGGUAGUAGUGCCGGUGACUCAUGCGUGUUUGUGCCCGCCUGUUCGGUGUGUGCGCAUCUAUUUGUUUGCGUUCUUCAUUGUGUAGUCGCAUGUCUUUGCUUCGUCAGCACAUCACGCUCUGCGAAAUGAUGGAUCGUGUUUGGCUCACAGACUCUCUGCCACCAGUGGGGGGCGAUGACCUUGAUGCGACUCUGCUCCCCUUCUCAUCCCUCAGUCUGCUUUCAGAUGAUGGUUUUAUUUUAUAAGGCAGCAUUUAAGUCUUUUUUUCCUUUCUCUCCUGUCUAGACUAGUCAAUUUGUCGCUCGCCCAGCCUGCUCAGUAACUCCUCAGAAUUUGUAAUUUCAAAGAUUCUCCUUUCUGUACAACGUGACCUGAAAUCAGAGCGUUUCAAAAGCAUAGGUACUGUUGAACAGAGCUUUAGUGUGCAACCUAUGGAGUGAUGGGAAAAAUAAUUGCCUUAUGAUUGUUUGUCGAGCAUCUAUUUUAUGAAAUUUCUUUCUGCAGGGAGCGGUUUGCAUUUUUCAUUUUCUCUCUCUUGAUUAGUUGCAUUUUAUUUCCCCUGAGCGCCCAUUCGUGGUGUAAUCUCAUUAAUCCCACAAGUUAUUCUCAGCAUUUAGCAGUCUGUUCUCCCACUGUCAUUCUGAUUUCAUGUUCAUUUUAUAGCUCAACUCACUCCUGCGCGGGGGUUGGCGGGCUCCCCGACUCUAUGUGCGGGGAUCAUGAAUCGUUUAGUGAAGAGACGAUAGAGGGCUAACUCAAUUGCAUGUACAGUGUGUACUCUGAUGCUCGUCUCCCCGCAGUGCUGGCUGCUGCAUGGUCCCUGCACUCUCUUGGCACAACACAUGAAAGCUGAGCUGCUCAAGCCUUUUGUCGGCGGCUAUUUUUAGACCUGAAGGAGCAAAGCCCUGCCAUUGCGGAUCUUCAUGGUUUGAUGUGGUUAUACGCACGAAACAUUAAACAUUUUCAAAUCAUAGCCGGGGUUUGAAACGUAUGGCAGGACUUCUGAUUUUUGCUUCUGCUCACACAUCCUGUCUUUGCUUAUUUUUUCUGAUAUUUCAUACACCGAUAUGUUUCAGCUCUGUUGCGUGGCGUCGCUUUCAGCUGUGUUCUAUUUACACCCUCCUUACUCUCUUGUUCUGAUGGGGUUUGGAUGUGCAUGGCCUCCUAAUGCUUUUAAUUAACGUUUUUAUACGAUUAGAUCAUUUAAUGCGGUGGGAAUAAAGGUGGUCGUUGUAGCAAAAGUGGUCCAGACAGCAAAACCGACAACUGGAGGACCGCUUUGAAUACUAAUGUUUGUGUUUGAUUUUAAAUACAGUAAGAAAGGGUCUUUAUUUUUAAUUCUAAGUGGAUUAACAAAAAUGUAGCACAGCUGUCUUGUUUCUUUCUCCAAAGUUUCAAAGUAAAUUAGCAGAAAACAUCUUGCAUAACACUUCACUCCAAACAAAAUAUAACAUUGUGUGCACUGUGGCUGAGGACCUGAUGAAUACUGACCGAGCCGACAUUAAUCGUACAUGCGAAAGAACAAUUUUGAUGAUUGAUCGUAUUUAUAAUUCGACACUGCUCCGUCUUUAUCACUAUCUUUUGCUCAGGAAAUCGAGCCGUAUACGUGGGACAGAUGUGAACAUUACGAUGCAUCAUAUUUCAUCAGGAUCAGGCGGUAAACAGCCACCUUUCUUUGUUUUUGCCCUUUUGCUGCAUUGAUGCAUCAGAAAACUGCAGCUGCUUCAGAUUUUCAUUAAAGCAGGUUUCAUAAAGACCCCUGCAGUGUUCCAGGCUGCUCAUGGACCACUAAUGCGAUCCAUUUUUCUAUCUAUUACUGGGACAUUUUAGAUGGGGGGAAAAAAACAUCAUGUCUUGAUAUUAACCGUGAGUAACACAGAUAUAUAAAUAACUUCAAACUUAGUGGUUAUUUUCUCUGAAAGAUCAAAGUCAGCUGGAUGUUUUUCAGUCCAUAUGAAGUGAUUAAAGCCUUCUUCGUCUUUGCUACCACUUUUUCCUUCUGUUUGUAUCUUAUUUUUUCCGUGUACCACUUACAUUACCAUUAUAAUCAGCAGUAAGCCUGAAGCUGAACACAUAACUGCUGAAGUCUGAAGUUCUCUUAAUAGCAGGUUCGACGCAGCGGCCUGAGCGUUUCCUCACAUCUCAUACCCCAUGCUGACAGUAGAACGGCUGCCUAAAUGUUGCCAGCAGCAGCAUGCAUUAGUAAAGAGCCCCGGGUGCACAGAAGCAACGCUUAAAGAGCGGGGCAGUAUUUCCAUUUUAUUCCUCUGCAGCUCUGCGGUUUCCAAAACAACCCUCCCUGUCACUCCAGUUUGAUAUUCCUAUCCGUCGAGACGAGGAGGGGCACUAAGAAGAUCUCGAGUGAAUAACUGAUCUUCUAAUUAUCGUGAUGGUGCCACCGUUAAUGAGAAAUUAUCGCAGUGUUGUCACAUCACUUGAAUUUCAAACAUAGACUCUGUUGAUUGAAUGAUGUUGAUAUUAGAUCCCAGGAGGAAAACAAAAAAGCAAAGAUUUAAAGCAGUCCUCUGAAAGUUUGACGAUGUGGAAAACUAAAUAAGAAGAUAAUGAGGCAAAAACAUUCAUUAAGAUUCAGAAAAAAGAACAUGAUUAAGAUAAAGCACAAUCAGAGACGAGCUGUAUAUUCUAUUAAAUCUAAUGCAUAAAUAUGUCUUUACGAGUCUCGAAACUCCAGACCAAUUUGUUAAUAUGCCUGCAGUGUUUCACUCACAUAGACUUCCCUUGGCGUUCAGCCCGGAUUUAUCAACAGCUGCAGGAAUAAACGCACUGACCCAUUUUAGCCUUUUUAUUUAUUUAACCUCCCGAGAGAAUGACACAACUUUGGGUGGAUUAAUCAGUGGAUGAUCCCCUAUUGCUCCACAGCUCGUGUCCAUGUUAUUUAGCUGAUGAGUCCGAUAAGUCCACUCACAAUCGCAAUAGUUCAGCAGAGACAGAAAGGCCUCCAGUACUGCAUGUCAUAAACUUUAAAGAGACAGAGAGUCAAUGUUGUUUUCAAACUUUAACACUCAGUAUACGUGCUUGUACAACUUGUUUUGAGGAUGUGACAAAACACUUAAAUCCUACAUGCAGGGAUGUAAGACACAAAGGGGGAAAGGAUGAGAGCAGAUUGGGCCUUAAUUUGAAAAUCAUCCAGAAAGUUUUUUAUGUUUCAUGCCUGUAAAGUUUUUCUACUGUCCUGGACUAAACUCAUAUAAGGUUGUAUAUGAGGCUCUUAAUAAAAAAUGAGCGAGCCUGAUGUUCUCUAGAGUCACCCCCGGCAGUCCGGAAGCUCUGAUUUAUUAACAUGCUGACAGGAUGAAAGUCAAGCCUUCAGUGUGUGUUUGUAAAGCAUGAUUGAGCCCUGCCCUUGGUGGGAACAUGUGAGCAGAGCAGACAUUGCUGGGUGCGGCGGGUGGGCCACCGCUUAAAAUUAAUGAUGGAAGAAACACGUCUCAAAUACUGAUACCUGCUUUUUAAUUAGAUUCAAACCCCAAAUAUCGUAUCUAGUCUUGGUCUUUUUCUCACUCUGAAAAGGAUCUUAUUUGCAGUUUGAUCUUAUCUCCAACUUAGGGGUGUCCCGGUACGAUAUUGAUAUCAGUCAGACAUCAGCAAAAAAACGAAUAUCGGAUUAUAUCGGCCUGCAUCUAAAAUCUCCAAUAUCAGCACUGCGAUACAAGCAGUCCAUACCAGACUCCGCUCCAGCACCUCUAUCUAGCAGCGCCCUGAUCCAGCAAAUCCAGGAACAGCUACAAAAAGGUCUUAUCCGCCGGUCGUAGCUGAUUGUAACCAUUCAAGCUAAUGUGUCCAUUUCCACCGGCUUCUUUCCGUUCCGUUACAGAGGUGGUGGAAAUUCAGGAUAAGAGUGAUGUUGGCCCUGUGGCAGUAUUUUUUGUUUCAGUCUAAAAAAGACAUUGCAGCUGAGUGAAGAACUUGUCAUGCACAAUUAUGUGCCAAUAUAGGAUCAAUAUCUGUAUCGGUCAAUAUUGAAGGCUACAAUACCGGUAUCGUAUUGGAAGUCGAAAAGUUGUAUCGGGACACUCCUGCUCUUAUUCGUCAAUUCACAGCAGCACAGGCCUGUAAAAUACAGUGUCAAACAUGGUUACAGUCUGUAACUUAAGGUGUUUACUAUCCUGUGGAUUUUUCCAUCUUCAAGUCCUGAGGUUAGUUUUUAAAAAUGGAUAAUACAAGGACUCAGAUUUGACUUCAGAAUCUCUCUGGUUUGGCAAAACUGCAGCUUGUUUUUCUGUUGUCUAAUAAAAAAUCAGAGUCCUGACAUACCUGGAAAAAACCAAGGAAAUAAAUCACUCAAAGCCAAAAGCAGACAUGCAGAUAAAUAAAACAGCAGGAUGUUUCCCUCAGUGCAGCACCAAGUUCCUGAUAUUUUUUCUGCAUUCUUUAUAUUCGUCAUUCAGAAACAGUCACAGACGACAGUUUCCACUCGUUCCCUUUAGCAGACUCACGCUGUGACCCAGCAAACUUUCCAGUGGAACAAAUAGGACUCUGAAAUGAUGUUAAUUAAAGCUGAACGAACGAUGUUGUGACUGAGAGGCAGAGCAGCUUUACACGAACACAAAUGUUUGUGUGUUUCGGUGUGUGUGCGUGUGUGUUUCUGUCAGACAGAGAGCACGCAGAUUGUCUCUAGACUUGUGUCACAUCACAGGAUUAGUGGGAUCUAUUGAUCAUCUGAGACAGCACAGCAGGUCUAAAUUUUGCAUUAAUUAAUAAGUGAACGUUUGUAUUACUGGUGAGCGCUGUCUCAUGUAGUAACUAUGUCGUGUUGGAAGCAGAAUCUGUCCUGAUCCAAAAAUCCUCUCUGCAUUGUGAGUUCUGUGGUUUUGAGUCUGAGGAAACAUCGUCAGCUCUGAUCGCUGAAGGGAAUAAGAGUCUGUCUUUUUGAGGCGGUAUCAAAUCCUUCACCUACUCCCAGAUGAGAUCGACUUCAAAGAGAAGAUUUGGAGAGGCUGUCUAUAUUUUUAGAGUGUUUAUUUGUCUAUAAUUCUGUCUGCCUGUUAAUCUGUGUCUGAUAUGGAUGAUGAGAAGGUCUUAUAAUAAUAAAAAAAUAUUCUCUGUUGGAAAAUAAUGAUUUCUCUAGUAAGAAGUACCUUUCUCUGUCUUUUUAUCAAAGCUGUGUUAACUCAUUCAGUGCCACUGACGGAUUUUGACGGAUUCUUCAGAUUUUUUGUUUUCCGCCAGAGGGCGCUCCUCUUCCCGACAUGUGAUUAAGUUUGGGGUCGUUCUGAUCGCAGAAGAGCCGACAAAUACAUCAUAACUUUGUCACAAUAACAAAAACAAGUACUCGCCAGUGAGAAGUGUGCCAAUCAGCCUAGUUAUGGAGCGUUUUUUUUCCUCUGAGGAGAGGACCUUCACAUCGUCAGCAGACAAUCAAAGAACCAAUUUCUUUGAUUGCCGUUGUGCCGCCACUGCCGGUACUGGUGAGAGAGACUGAGCCGGAAUUCAGCGUCAGUCCGGGUGGGGAGGACGCGACCAGUCUGUGUGUUUUUUCCAGAUCGGCAAAGAUCUUACAACCAGGCUGCAUUGAACAGGCAAUAACCAAACACAGGAGUGGGUUAGAGACUAAUGUUUAUUUCUGGUGAAAGAAUAGAAUCACCCCUUUCUUUUGAGAUUUUGCUUUUAAUUCUAGUCCAAGCACAAGAGAUUCUGUGGGUCCUGAAAGAUACAGAAAUUUCUAUCUUGGUCAAUGGCUGCACUGGGUGAAAACUGCAUAAAUGAACCCGGCGCUGAAUGAGUUAAAGAUGUAGUUGCCCCAUUUGCUGUUCCUCCAUCACUCCACUUGAUGCUCAGUUCUCUCUGCGUCGUAUUUUUGCCUCCAUAACUUGUGUAUGUCCCUCAGCGAGUCUUUAUGAACCCUGCUCGGUGUUAUCGAAUUUUAAUCCACAACUUUAUGAGUCCAGUCAUGCUCACCCCUGCUCCUGUCCUCUCUCCCUCAGGUCUCGCUGAAGUGCAGAGCUCCAGAGGUUUCUCAGUGUGUGUUCCAGAGCUACGAGGCCAUGCUGAAGAACUGAGAGAAAUCACAACCUUCAUGGACCCAGUCGCUGCCCCCACAGACCCCCUUACACCUCCUGCUCUCUCCUCAUCUUGACCCACCAACAAUAUUACACACUCAUGAAGUGCCGGAGCCGCCUCCUCCUGCUGCGUCAGGUUCUGGAGGCUGCGCUCUGUUUAUCAUCCAGCUAUUAAACUAGGAUCAAUAAUGAUUUCCAUCUUGGCCCCUUUUCUUACAGUCUUUUCUGAACACUUCAGUCCUUUCUAUGUUUUUUAAACUCAUAUCUUCAGUUUCUGAACGAACACUUUCCCACUCGUCUCUUCCUGAGCCGUCCUGUGAUUUUUUUAGUGGACAGACGUCAGCGGAACUUGUGUUCCCGUGACUGUUUUCUCUGCAUGAGGCUCUCGAAUCAUUAUCCAGCCCCACUUCUCUUCAAAUUGAGUCUAUUUUUAGCGUCUGCAAAUCAGCAGGUGAACCAUCGCUGUCGGCACAUUUAUUUAGGGUACUUUCACUUUGGAUGCGACAGACUCUAACCCUCCGAGACAGCUGCCCGGGCCUCAUAACACAUAUUACUACUUACAAACUACAUAUUUGUUGUCUUUGUCAUUUCGUAGCUGGCUUUAGCGUCUGUGGUUAGCGGUGGGUUCACAUCCUCGGCUGCUCCAGUGAAGCAGAAUGUCUGACGCGUGCCGUGUGCAUGGAAACUUUGCGUUGAUGUGAGUCUCCUUUAAUUUUUACGUUAAUUUGGAUGUUUUAUAGACUCGCAGCGGUUUUCUGCUGCCUGCUCUCUUACUUAGCCAUUCCAUGCUUUAUUUGGUGUCUGUAGUCUUGUUAGCGCACAUGCGGCAGACUAGGAGAGAGCCUCAGGUGUCGAGGAUUUUGUUUUCCCUCCUCUUCCUCCUGCGUCACUGACAUCCACUCGGGUGCUCUCUGCCACUUUGCCCCCCUCUCGGUGUAUCCUGAUAGCAGCUCUCUUUCAAGUUCCACCUGAGAUGAAGGCUCAGGUGAGAAUUUUAUCAUGUUUUGAUACACCUGAGUAAUAUGUGUACAUGUAGUUCUGUCUGAGAGGAGGCUGAAACGGCUCCCAGUGUCCCUGCUUCACGGUCGACUCGAGGUUAAUUGGGUUUCUGUUUUUCAAAUCGUCACACUGAAGCUUUUUUAUCAGCUUUACAAGAUGUACGUACUUACUCUGAAACCUUGUAAAGAUUACAACAGAGGAGGAGGCUGUGUAUCCUGAGUGUGUCUUUGUGUGUGUGUGCGUGCGUGUGUGUGUGUGUGGUGACGGCUGAUUCAUAUGAAAUGCUGUAAAAAAAGAAAUCAAAUAUUUAAUCAGAUGCUUUUGAUUUUUUUUUUCAUUGUGUGUACAUCAUUUGAAGAAGACCUAUUAAAAGUCUUGAUGAAUUCACACUUUCAGUCUUUUCUCCUCACUCUUUGGAUGCCGACAGGUAAAAAAAAGUUCACAGACACUUUGUUUUUGUGUCACAGUCUUUUAUUGCCAAAGCUCCAGUGUCAC
Messenger RNA from Xyrichtys novacula (pearly razorfish), 25344 nucleotides. The record is from the annotation of a GenBank genome assembly. Lineage: Eukaryota; Metazoa; Chordata; Actinopteri; Labriformes; Labridae.